Messenger RNA from Mycena citricolor, 1157 nucleotides. Lineage: Eukaryota; Fungi; Basidiomycota; Agaricomycetes; Agaricales; Mycenaceae. The record is from the annotation of a GenBank genome assembly.
CUGACCCUCACCUAAAGGUGGCGGGGAUCGGUCCUUAUAAGGGAUUUGCUGGUGCUUAUUGUAUCACACACACUCCAUCUCGUCCCUCGUAUUCAAAUGGCCGCUCAAAUCCCCUCGUACACCCUGAACAAUGGCACGCAGAUCCCAUCCGUCGGGAUGGGAUGCUGGAUGGGAGCGCCCGGCGGCGAGCAGGCCGUGUAUGACAUGUGCAUCAACGCUCUCAACGCCGGCUACCGCCACUUCGAUACCGCAGCAGGAUACGCGAACGAACAGUUCGUCGGCAAAGCCAUUCGCGACUCCGGGAUCCCGCGCAGCGAGAUCUAUGUUACCACCAAGCUGGCAGAUCACACUCGUGUCAAGGAAGCUUUCGAGGAAUCUUUUAACGCGCUGGAUGUGGACUACAUCGAUCUGUACCUGAUGCACUGGCCGCAAGCCAAUCUGCAUGCUGCAUUUACCGGGGGCAGAGUGUUGGCGCCCGAAGAAUCGCCCACCUUCGUCGAGACCUGGAUUGAGAUGGAGAAGCUCUUGGAGUCCGUCAGCAUCACAUCAGGCAAGGUGAAAAGUAUCGGUGUUUCGAACUUCUCCAUCAAGAACUUGGAGAUCCUCCUGCCGCACUGUACUGUGAUCCCGGUGACGAACCAGGUCGAGCUGCACCCGUGCUACCCGCAGAACGAUCUCAAGGCGUACUGUGAGUCGAAGCGGAUCCUUUUGACGGCCUAUUCGCCGCUGGGCCAAGGCACGUUCUUUGUGGAGAACGCGGAGAUCAUCGCGUUGGCGAAGAAAAACAACGCGACGCCGGCGCAAGUCGUUCUCAGCUGGGCAGUGCAGAGAGGGACUGUGGUUAUUCCGAAGAGCGCAAACAAGGAGCGCAUGGCGGCAAACAUCAAGCUGCUCAAGCUUUCUGACGAAGAUUUUGAGGCCGUGGGUCGGCUGCACAAGGCGCCGGGCCUGCACAAAUCCCUUGUCACCUACGACAAGAAAGAGGACAGUGUCUUUGGGUGGACUUUUGAGCAGCUCGGAUGGAAUCUGCAAGCAGGAGGCCUAAGUAGUCGUGUCGUCAUGAACUGAUACAGUGGUAUGUAUAUGCGAUUAAAGCGUAAACGCAGAAUACUGUAGGGAAUAAGGAUAUCGAUGCCAAAUAAAAAAAGUGGGUCGUG